CUCUCAUGCCUUUGAGUAUACAUUUAUAAUGGAAGUUAAAUCACCUACUUUAACUGUUCCACAGAAUAUGUUCACUUGACUGUGAUGAGACAGAAUCUGACACCUUUGGAUUGGGAGCGAUUUCCUCCUGGAUGCCUGUAUUCAGGAAUUGUUUUAUUCUUCUUCUCUUUUCGCUUCGCUCCGCAAUCAAAUCAAAUUUGGAAAACCGUUGUUGGUAGGGUUAGAAUACAUUGUUUGUCAGUGAUUUAGUACAUAUAAUAUCCAUAUUUAUAUAUUAUAGUAGUUGAAGGAUAAGACACAUCUUUAUAAGGUUAUGCACAAAGCUGAGUCAAGAGCGUGGAUUUAGCCUAAUGAAGUGAACUGUUGAAACCAUGGAUAUUUACGAUUUAUUUUCAAAGUUUGAACUUGAUCUUUUACCACGAGACUGGGUUCAAAAUCUGUGGAAAGAUGAUUUUUCUGAAGCUGUGGAAUUUCCUACAGAGUACGAAAUGUUUUUGGAAAACACAGACAUCAGUGAACUCAUGACUACUGCCAGUAGUUAUAUUAGAGAGUGGCUGGAAUCAGCAGACAGCAGUUCUAACGCCAGCAGAAUGUCUGUGUCUGACAACAGAUCUAGUAUGAACUCAAGCGUGGUGGACUCCAAUUCCUGGCAGAAUCUCAUAUCGAACAAUGUGCAACACAAAGCUCUAGUCGCGAUGUUGAGCAUUUUCGUCCUAAGGGGAAAGACGGAGAAGCAGUUUGAAGUCAAGCGACUCGGGCUGAUAGCAACAGAUUUCUACCUUAUGUUGCUAGCAAUUCCUGGUAGUCAAGUGUUCCACAUAUUCAAUCCAAUUUUGUACUCGCAUGCUGUAGAAAAUUUGAAAAUCUGUAGCGUACUGACUGGAUCAUCAGGGAGUUCAAAACCAGCACCUAAGAAGCGUAGAGGAAAGCACCAGGACGAUGAUGAUUGUGAAGAUGAUGAAGAAGUACACAAUGAUUCUGAUGACGAGGGUGAGCUGGUACCCUCGGACAGAGCUAAGGUUGUUAAACUGUUAAACAAUGUUUUAACUGACUUAUCGUUUACACUAAAAAGGUUUCAGCUGAAAGGUCAGGAUGACUCUUUACUCAUCACUAUUCAGAUUUUGAUUCUCAUCACUAGGCUAGAACGCAACUCGUCAUCAAUAUUCUCUAAAUCACCACCUCAUAAUAGUCCCUCGUACCUUGCUUACAAAGCGUAUAAGAUUCUGAUGGACUUGGGUUGUCCAGAGCACGGAGAUGUGGAAGACACUGUAAGGUUUAUCAUGAGGGAGAUGAUGUCUGGUUUCCUCAUCUUUGAUCAGAAAGGGCUAAAGUUAACACCUAAAGAAGCUCUUGUCAUCAAAGAUCACUCGAUAAAUUUUGUGCGCAACUUGCUGAUUUACCUCAAAGAUUCUGCGUUCAACGGAGUGUACACACUAAUACAACACAUCAUAGUGAGGAUACCUGACAAGGCAGAUUUGAGAACCAAAGGAGUGCAAGUGGUUAUAGAGCUCCUAGAUGUCUUCCCGCAUUCUUUGUACUCCAAAACAGUAGUUUGGGUGAUGAGCGUGUGCCACAGUGAACAAGCAAAGUACAGGAUAACUGGGUUAGAAAUUGUCACUAAACUUUUAUAUGGGAAUGAAAGAACCCCUAGUUCACCUUUAAGGCCUUUCACCCCGUCUAAACGAAGUUCGAACAAAAGAAACGGAUCUGCAGAUGAUGAAGGUGAAGAAGAAGAGGAAGAAAAUAAUAUUUUAAACACAACAACCUGA
Homalodisca vitripennis (glassy-winged sharpshooter) is the source of this 1769-nucleotide messenger RNA. RefSeq names its product condensin-2 complex subunit D3-like. The coding region runs from base 372 to 1769 and encodes 465 amino acids. The transcript is spliced from 2 exons. NCBI's taxonomy places the organism in Eukaryota, Metazoa, Arthropoda, Insecta, Hemiptera, Cicadellidae. Gene Ontology annotation, cellular component: condensed chromosome, centromeric region. Gene Ontology annotation, molecular function: histone binding. The record is from RefSeq and is a predicted model, not a curated record. Gene Ontology annotation, biological process: meiotic chromosome condensation; mitotic chromosome condensation.